Centropristis striata (black sea bass) is the source of this 3408-nucleotide messenger RNA. RefSeq lists its product as uncharacterized. The transcript has 2 exons. Bases 51 to 2303 code for a protein of 750 amino acids. The record is from RefSeq and is a predicted model, not a curated record. Lineage: Eukaryota; Metazoa; Chordata; Actinopteri; Perciformes; Serranidae.
CAAAUUCAUUUUCUCAUUUCUACAGGACCGAAGACAGAUCAGGACGUGAAAUGGAAUCGCAAACUUCAGGAAAUUUCAGGAUCAUCCCUCCUAAUAGGGUAAGUUCUAAGUUAGAUAGAACAGGCGACUGUAUGAAACAGCAGAUGCCUACCAUUAAAGUGGACGACGUCCGUCCACUGAUUCAAUCCUUUUUGGAUAGGAUUACAGUGGAAGACUGGGCCAGAUUCACGAUAGGUGUGGCCGAUUAUCCAGUAAGAAUUGUUUUAGCAGAGCUGGUGUUGGAAUUGGUUGCAUUAGUGUCCAAAUCAGCUAGGGCAACUCUUGGCCACCAUGACAAGGCAGCUGGCCUUACUGACAGACAUGUUAUGUCCAGUCUGGGUGAUUCAAUCGCUCAGGCCUUCGCUCAGGUACUGGAUGUAACUGCUGUCGACCAGUCCAGCGCACAGUCCUUGAAGGAAUGUAUUUCUCAGGAGGCUGUACACAGUGGAAACAGUCGGAUGGAGACUCUGGGCACUUAUGAGACUGUGGUUCCUGACUGCAUACCUUUAGCAGCCAGAAUUGAGAUUAUGAUCCUUCAUAUCUGCUCGAUGUUAAAGGAUUCCAUGGGAAAGAUGAGUGCUUUCUUCAAAACUAGACUAUGGAAACAGCGAAGUCGGGACACUGCAGAGAAAGAUGGGUCUGUGAAGUCCUCCACCCCUGAGAAGCUGGGGACAGAAUCAGUGGACAGCUUUGUAAGCAAAACAACCCAAGCUGUCCAGGAGAUACUUAGGAAAGAGGUCAGUGAGAUUACAGAACCUCUUUUGGAUGAUGUGGCUGACCAUGAGUAUGCUCUGCUGGCAUCUGACAUGUCCCUAAGGACUGAUAAUGUGUCAGGUGUUAUUGCUGAGAGCAUUGUUGAGGAGGCUCAAAUUCGGGAAAGCAUGGAGGCUGAACUUAGGGCUGCCAGUCAAGAAUCCCACAGCCCAUCCUCGUCAAAGCAGCCUAGUCCCAGUCCAGAUUUGAUGAAGACAGGUGGCAGCCCCCAACUCAGGGAGAAGGAGUUCAACGAGUGUUUGAGGAACAAGGUGAAGACCUUUUUUGCCUCAUGCUUCACCAAACUGUCCAUUAAUAGAAUCCGGACACAACUGAAGAACAAGUUCUGUCCCGAUUCUAAAGUCCAGAACAGCGAGUCUUUGCAGUCUUUCAUUGACAGUAUUGACACACUGUUUAAGACAGAGAAUGGUGACGAAUUAGGUGGCAAUGAGCAUGGUGUGUUCGGUAAGUUACAGAGCAUUUCAGAAGGACAUGAGUUGAUCUUCACACAACAACUCGGUGAUAUUAUCUACAGUCACCUUUCAGAGGAGUUGAGUACUCAAAGUGACUCAAAAAAGAGCCUUCCACCACCUGAGACCCUUUAUGAAGCCAUAUCCCAUAAAAUGUGGCGUUUCCUGGGAAUGAUGCGCUGGUGGGUGAAAAUGAAAUCUGAGAUACACAGUAAAAGAGUGGUAUCGGCUUUGGUGGCUAUUGGGGCACUAUCACCAUCACCCACAGUGUCACUGUCUGAGAACACACCCCAGACACCCUCAGUGACACGGUCAGAAGAAGCUUUGCUCAAAGGGACAGAGUCUGAGUCAGAGUCGCCGUUUUUCAUACCACAGUCUAAGACUUCUUCAGCACCCAAAGUGACUGUACCUGAAAAGUCUCUGUCACCAACACCCAGAGUGAUGGUAUUAAGAAAGUCAGUGACAUCAAGGAAGUCAGUGUCACCAACACCUCUAGUCACAAUAACUGAGGGGACUGUCUUAACAACACCUGCAGUCAGAGUUUCUCAGGACAGGGUGUCAUCACCACGUGAUGCCUCAACAACACCUGCAGUCAGAUCCUCUCAGGACUGGGUGUCAUUGACAAGUGAUGCUGCUAUAGUACAGACAGUGAAGUACAAUAAACUCAGUUUACUUGUUAUCAAAGUGGUUAGUCGUAUCUACAACGAAGCCAAGAUAACUAGGCCAGCUGACAACCCAGAGCACAUCAUUAAGAGGCUGAUCGAAAAGACCUGGGCCGACGUCGGGGGAGAAGAUUUCGAAAUCACCCCAGAAACAUUCAAGACCCUGGACAAGAUCGUUUUCAAAAACUUGUGCAGGAAAUGGGGCUCUGCAGACGACGUGCUGGUGUCGAUGGAACUUGAAGAAGCAGCAUUUGAGGAUUACAUUGCCUGCUCUAUCAAAUAUUUGCUUUUGACACCACCAAAGAGCAAGUCCAGCAAGUUCGUUUCCUUUUUUAGCAAACCCUUCAAAGCCUUCACUGGUUUAUUUAAACGGUCUUGAUGUUGUCAUGACAUCAAAUGUCUGUUGGGUUUAAAAUAGCUUUAAAAACAUCAGCUUCAGUUGGAUAGAGACUAGUGAAUGGUUUCGUAAAGGUUUACUCUGGGUGCUCCAGUUUCCUCCUGAUUUCCAUCAACACAAUCAAAAAAAAUGAUUGAUUGCCUACUUUGGGUUUACUGCAGGUGUGCAGGUUUCCUCCCGCUUUACGACAACACCUUAAAAAAAAUUUAACUGUAGGCCACCUUAGGGGUUCUUCCAACUUACCAUCACAACACUUAUGAAAAUUCAUUAAUUAAUUGUCAUUCAGGGUUUACUCCGGGUUGCUCCGGUUUCCUCCCGCUUUACAUCAACAUCAUAAAAAAAAAAAAUAAUUGGGACCACCUUAGGAGUACAUCCCACUUACUAUCACACCACAAUAUUACAUAUAAAUUAAUAUAUGGCCAUUUAGGGUUUACUCAGGGUUGCACUGAAACAUGUAGUUACUCAUAAAUUAGAGUCAGGAUUGUAACAAGCUAAUCUGUUCACAAUACUUUGUUACAUCAAUCAAUUCAUUUUAGCCUAUAACUUGCUGCUCAGAUGUGACUCGGAUCUAAUUAUUAUUAUUUUUUUAUGACAUCGUGAAAACAGCCCAAAUGACAUGGAAUCACAUUUUUUUUUAUCAGACCUGGGCGACUUUGGCUAUUGAUUUUUUUUGUUCAGAUCCAAUUUUUUAGUGGUCAGUUUAGCAGAAAAUGUGCAGUGUAAGUCACACUUAGAAAACAUCAGACCUGUAUCCAAUUUAGGACCACAUAUGAAAAACGCCCAAGUCUGAUUUGAAAAAAUAGGACAGGAAGUUAUUUGUACUUUUCACACUGUCAAAAAAUCCGAUCUGAGUCACAUAUGAGCAAAAAAAAAAAUUCUGAAUUGGGCUGUCUGAACGUAGCCUUUCAUAUGUGGUUCUAAAUCGGAUACAGGUCCGAUGUUUUCCAGUGCAAUGAGGCAGGAGGUCAGCAUCAGCAGACCAGAAACUGUGGGAGGGAGUGUGCCGGUGUGCUCAGACAGAUUUGAAUCCGUCAGUUCUUCGUGGCUGUAAGGAGAGAAGCAAGAUUUACAGAUCAAGGCAAGGGAA